GUGUACGUGAAUGCAACUGGUAUAAAGUAAUGGCGGAAGGAGUUCGGAGGCUUACAGGAAGAAGGUGCUUUCGAAAGUUGUUAUUGUUCUAUCAUCUAAUGCGCCGUGCCGCCACAUCGUCCAGGCCUGGAAAACAAAUAAAUGUUAUUUUCUGAAGCGACAGACUUCUGUAUACCACAGCAAUGACACUAUAGUUAUUAAACAACAAACUCGGUGUGGAUAAGUGCAGAGAGGAGAGAUGGCCAUCGCCCAUGUUGCUACAGAGUAUGUGUUCAGCGACUUUCUGCUGAAGGAGCCAAACAAGGCUCGUUACCACAGCAUCCGCACAGAGCUGGCUGUGGACAAGAUGGUGACCUGCGUGGCCGUGGGGUUGCCCCUCCUCUUUAUCUCGCUGGCCUUCGCUCAGGAGGUCUCAGUAGGCACUCAGAUCAGUUGUUUUUCUCCCACCAACUUCUCCUGGAAACAGGCUGGCUAUGUGGAUUCAUACUGCUGGGCGUCCGUUCACACACACACUCUACCUCUGUGGCUUCACAAGUUCUUCCCCUACAUCCUGCUGCUGGUGGCGGUGCUGAUGUACUCUCCCGCCUUGUUUUGGAGAUUUUCAGCAGCGCCCCUCCUGCAGUCGGACCUCGGUUUCAUCAUGGAGGAGUUGGAUCGGUGCUACAACCGCGCUGUCACUCUGGCCAAGCGCUUGGCUACCGCUGGGCUUCUCACCUCUGACAGUGACCCCACCGAGGGCUGUUUCAACUACCCUCUGGUGGAGAAGUUCCUGAUGACCAAGCGCUGCUCUCGGGUGCUGCUGUCCUACUACAUGCUUUGCCGCGGCCUGACUCUGGUCACCCUGCUGUGCGCCUGCCUCUACCUGGGUUACUACCUCCGCCUGGCCUCCGUCACCGACGAGUUCGGCUGCCCGCUGCGCGUCGGCCUGCUCGUCAACGACACCAGCAUCCCAGAGAGGGUUCAGUGUAAGCUCAUCGCCGUGGGAGUCUUCUCUCUGCUCAGUGCUGUCAACUUGGCCGUGUUCGUCGCCCUGAUGCCAGUGGUGAUCUACGCCAGUCUCCGCCCCCUCAUCUGCCAGGGCUACGCCCGCUUCCUGGAAACCUACCAGUCACUUCCCACAUUAAGCAUCCUGCCCUCCCCUGACGGCCAAUGGGACGACCUCUCUCUGUACCUGCUCUACCUGGAGGAGAACAUCAGCGAGCUCAAGUCGUACAAGUACAUGAAGGUUUUGGAAAUGUUGAGGAAGCGUGGCGAAUGCUCAGGAGAAAACUUUGACACCGUGGGGUUGCUGCAGACCCUCUGCUUGGUGAAGAUGGAUACGGUGGAUGGGAACAAAACCGUGAGUGUCGCAAACAAACCGGCUGGAGUUAAGAUGGAGGCUGCUGAUGCAGCAGCCGGCCAUGGAGAAGCUGGGAACAACCUCAGACGUCUAAACUCUGCAUCUGGAAACGAGACCAAGAUAGAAACAGAGAUGCAAGAGCUCAGUCCAUUGCUGUCUGGAAACGAUGAGACGGGCAGUAAAGCUGGAGAAGGUGGGAGUCUUCGUCAGCGAGUGAUGUGAUUGGCUGGAUUGAGCUCCUCUUAAUGGAGCCAUAAAGAUGCUCUGAGGCUUUGGGCUCGUCGACACAGAACUGAGCCGUUUCCUGUUUUUUUGUGCAACAAAAAAACUUGAUACUGAUGUCAAAAGACUAAAUCUGUGGUUGUUUUUAGAUUUCACCGAAUUUAUUUUCUUCAGAUGUUGAUUGUUUUUCCAGAUGUGAUGGUUAAAAACGUUAGAAAAAAACUAUUUUUGCUCUUCAAUCAAGCUGUCACCAGAGGAGCUGUACUGACAGAAGGGCUGAAGAUCUCUGCUUGAAAUCAAAUCAUCUCAGUCUGAGUUUACAUGUCCACCUCUGACAGUUUACAGAGACUUUUUGUGAGAAAAGCUGCUGUGCCUGAAUAAGGCUGUUUUUCAGACUUUAGCUGAGUUAUUGAUUGAAUCUGUGCUGCAGAUUUUAUCUUUUAUUUUUAACCUUA
Messenger RNA from Cyprinodon tularosa, 2016 nucleotides. RefSeq names its product pannexin-1-like. The transcript has 8 exons. The record is from RefSeq and is a predicted model, not a curated record. Gene Ontology annotation, molecular function: channel activity. Gene Ontology annotation, biological process: positive regulation of interleukin-1 production; monoatomic cation transport. Lineage: Eukaryota; Metazoa; Chordata; Actinopteri; Cyprinodontiformes; Cyprinodontidae. The coding region runs from base 239 to 1561 and encodes 440 amino acids.